Messenger RNA from Verticillium alfalfae VaMs.102, 1551 nucleotides. Its product is annotated as AtfA. Gene Ontology annotation, biological process: regulation of transcription by RNA polymerase II. Gene Ontology annotation, molecular function: RNA polymerase II cis-regulatory region sequence-specific DNA binding; DNA-binding transcription factor activity, RNA polymerase II-specific. The transcript has 3 exons. Lineage: Eukaryota; Fungi; Ascomycota; Sordariomycetes; Glomerellales; Plectosphaerellaceae. Bases 1 to 1551 code for a protein of 516 amino acids. The record is from RefSeq and is a predicted model, not a curated record.
AUGGGGACUUCACCGAACAAUACCUCUGCUCGAGGUGACCCGAAGUCCCCCAAGAAGUCGACGUCGCAAGGAACAACACCAGAACGUCAAGGUGGAUCAGACUCUGCUUCCGACGCGAAACAGUCCGAUUCGAGUGUAAAGAACGAAUCUGACGGCGCGAAACCUCUUGGACCUCCCCCUCGACCAGCUCCAACGGGCAACACGCCUGACUACUUUGGAGGACCUCGCAUCAGCGACAGCAACCUCAACCUGGAGCCCAAUCCCUUUGAGCAGUCUUUCGGCGGCGGCAACGGCGCCGAAACGCCUGGAGGUACAAAACUGCCGUCUGUCGCUCACAUCACUUCACCCUCUGCUCUUCUGCCUGGGACCGGCACAACUCCCUUCAACUGGGGAGGAGGCUCGCUUCGAACAGGUCCUCUCAGCCCGGCCAUGCUGUCGGGCCCAACCAAUGAUUACUUUAGUGACAGCCAUCAUCUCCGUGGAGGAUUCCCGACUCCUAACGAGUCUUCUCUGAGGACAGGCCUGACACCUGGUGGCAGUGGUUCCAUGUUCCCUGCCCCGAGCCCGAACUCGCAACUGUUCGCACAACUUGCAGGCAGUGGUGCCACGCCUGGUACCCUCGACUUCCACCGCACUGCGCUGAGUGCCGCUGCGGCUGCCAAGAGAGAAGCACAGAACCUUCCUCAGCCAUCGGUGACAUCAAGGCCAGCAGAGAUGGCCAACGGUGGCGCUGCUCCCAAGCCUGAGGUCAAGACCUCAGGUCCUUUUGAUCCCCACGACAAUGAUGCCGCCAAUGGUCUCUUCAUGCUUGCGCAGGGUGCUGCUCAGGGUAGGAAUGGUGCGCCGACUUCAAACUACCCCCCCACAUCGCAAUCUUCAAACCUCACCAACGGCGCUCCUGCGCCUGCCGUCCAGCCCCUUAACACGUCUCCGAACAUGGGACAUGCCAACGGCGUUUCCUCUAGGGGUGUGAGUGAGGGCGGCAGUGCUGCCUCGGAGGAGAGCGAACAUGCUCGUCCUUCAACUCGCGGCGGCAAGGGAAAGAGGAAUGGCGGCUCGGUGGCGACGAACGGUCGACGCAAGGCCGAAGAGCCGCCUGCCAAGGCACCUGCUUCUAAGAAGCAAAAGACCAGCGCGGCCAUGUCGAUGCCUGAGGGCGACGACAGCCAGUCGGAAGAUGAUGAGGAAACUCACAAACUCGAUGAGAAUGGUGCCAAGGUGAAGAUGACUGAUGAGGAAAAGCGCAAGAACUUUCUCGAGCGCAACAGGUGGAGAUGUUCAGCACUGAGAACGAUGCCCUGUCGACUCAAAUCACGCAGCUGCGAUGAGGAGGUUGUCAACCUCAAGACCCUUCUGCUCGCCCACAAGGACUGCCCCGUGACCCAACAGCAGGGUCUGCACGGCGCGUUCAUGCAGCAGGCCAUUGAGCCUUACAACCACCAGAUGAACCCCUACGGAAUGGCAGGCCCCAUGCAGACCAAUCAGCAAGUGAUGGCUGGCGGACAGGGGCGCUCCUCGUCGCUUUUCUUAGGACGUCUGGCCGACCGCUGA